AUGAAAUUCUUAAUAUUUUUAAUAUUAAUAAUUUAUUUUAUUAAUAGUAUAAAUUGUGAUAAUACAAAACCAUCAACCCUUUUAUUACAAUUACAAAUCUUUGAUCAUUUACCAAGUUUGAAUAGUGAUUUCGAACCAUCAAAUGGUCAAGUAACAAAAGGUAUUGUUAAAAAAAAAUUAGUUGGAACCAUCCCAGAACUGGUUUCUCUUGAUCCAGGAUACCUACCAAAUAUAAAUGGAAAAAUCAGCAAUCCACAACUAUUCAAAACUUGGUUUAAUAAGAAUGAUUCCCAAAAUGUAUUUUUACAAGGGAAUAUUCAACUUUCCUACGAUAAUAAUUUAGGUGUCUAUUCCUAUAAAAAUAAUAAUUUCUUCCCAAUUGAUGAUAUGGGUUUUGAUACUGAUCCAAACAAUAAAGUGUAUAUUGGUGGUUCUAAAAAACCAUUUGUUUACCAUAAUUUUCAUUUCUGUUUAAAAAUAACAUCUAAAUUUACCUAUCAAGGUGUUGAAAGUUUUUCAUUUGAAGGUGAUGACGAUGUUUGGGUAUUUAUUGACAAAACAUUGGUUUUAGAUUUGGGCGGUUUGCAUCCAGCUCAAGCUGGUACUGUUAACUUGAAACAGAUUGGACUAGUAGUUGGUCAAACCUAUGAUUUCGAUUUCUUUUAUUGCGAAAGACACACACCAUAUAGUGACAUGAAAAUCCAAACUGAUUUAGAAAUUGUUUGUAGUUAUACAGAUUAUUGUGGUGUUUGCCAAGGUGAUGGAUCAACAUGUUGUAAUGAUGAUAUGUGUGAUGAUGGUAAUGCUUGCACCAAUGACAAAUGCCCAUUACCAAAUACUGUAGUUCCAAAGGGUAGUAAAUUUACAGAUUUUUGUCAACAUAUACCAACAGUUUGUAAUAUUCAAGAUAGAUGCUAUAAUAUUGGUUGUGCUUCAAAUAAUGGUUCCUGUAUUAGAAUGUCACCAAUACCCUGUAAAGAUGAAAGUGAUCAAUGCCUUGUUCCAACUAGUUGUAACUCUAAAACAGGAUGUUUCUAUAAAUCCACCUGUUUAAAUAAUCCUUGCUUUACUGGUGCCUGUGAUAAAGGUACUUGUGUUGAAAAAGAUGCCAAAUAUUGCGCUAAUGAGUUGGGUAAUGAUCCAUGUAGAAUCUAUAGCUGUAAUACAACACAAGGUUGUAUGUCUAAACCAAAAUGUGAAAAGCAAACUGAUGAUCCAUGUACUUUAACCACCUGUGAUGUCGACGGAACAUGUGGCCAACUUAAAUUAAAUGCUACUGCUUGCAAUUGUGGUUGCAAACUAAACAAAUGCCAGAUCAACAAUUGUGAUAUUUCGCGAUCACCAUCGGUCUGUAAUGCAUUACCAAGACCAGAAAUUGACGAUGGAAACCCAUGCACAAUCGAUGAGUGUGAUCCAGUAACUGGUAAAAUUACCCAUAAUAAAAUGCCUUGUGAUGGCUGUAGUACUUGCAAAGGAGGAACAUGUGUUGCUAUCGAUUCAAGUUGCAACGAUGGAAAUCUAUGUACCAGCGAUAUGUGUAGUAUGAAUGGUACCACUAAUAAUGGAAGUUGUAUACACAUAAAUAUAACCUGUAAACCAAAUGCUGACCUAUGUAUCAAUACAGUCUGUCACCCAUCUCUAGGUUGUGUCGAUGAACCAAUAGUUUGCCCAGAUGAAGGAUUGUGUCAAGUUGGGUAUUGCAAUCAAGGAAAAUGUCUAUUAAAACCAAGAGUUUGUGAAAAUAAAGCUUUUUGUUUGAAUGUUGAAUGCAAUGAAAAUACCGGAUGCAUCUAUUAUAAUAAGACCUGUGUUCCAAACUCACCAAAAUGUCAAAAAGGUGUAUGCUAUAAUGCCACUGAAACUGAACCUGGUAAAUGUGUUUCGGUAGAUUAUGACCCAAAACCAUUCAUUUGUAAACCUGCCGCAAUUAUAUCCACCUCUGUAAUAGUUGGUGUUUCGAUCGCUGGUGCUGUUGUUGCUAUCGCUUUGGCUGUUGGUGGUAAAAAAGGAUAUGAUUAUUGGAAAUCAACACAAGGACAACCAAUUACAUCUGCUAUAAGUAAUCCAUUGUAUACCUCUUCCCAAAACUCUGCUUUAAAUCCAUUAUAUAAUGAAUAAAAAUAAAGUAUAAAUAAAUAUUAUUUAUAAAAAUACAUUUAAAAAUAAAAUAUAUAAAAUUAAAAAUUAAAAAUAA
Messenger RNA from Dictyostelium purpureum, 2194 nucleotides. RefSeq lists its product as uncharacterized. The coding region runs from base 1 to 2118 and encodes 705 amino acids. The transcript has 4 exons. The record is from RefSeq and is a predicted model, not a curated record. Gene Ontology annotation, cellular component: extracellular region. Lineage: Eukaryota; Evosea; Eumycetozoa; Dictyosteliales; Dictyosteliaceae.